This is a messenger RNA of Saprolegnia diclina VS20, 3236 nucleotides long. RefSeq lists its product as hypothetical. The record is from RefSeq and is a predicted model, not a curated record. The transcript has 24 exons. The coding region runs from base 9 to 3161 and encodes 1050 amino acids. Gene Ontology annotation, molecular function: protein binding. NCBI's taxonomy places the organism in Eukaryota, Oomycota, Saprolegniomycetes, Saprolegniales, Saprolegniaceae.
ACUGCGCGAUGGACGGCCUCCUCCUCGAGACCGAGGGCGUCAUCAAGGACAUGGUCGCGUCGGCCAAGCGCCUCGACUGCAUGAUCCAGACGCUGUACAACGCCGAGCAUGCGCUCGAUGACGCUGUCGAUCUGCACCCAAAAGAAGACGUCGUGCUGCCCGCAGUGGCGCCCACAGACGACGCGGCGGCCUUCUUCGAGGCCAUGCACACCGCAUUGCAGCAACACGCCGAGGGCCUGCGCUUCCCGGUCGCGCCACUGCUAGCGCCAUCGGCGACGACCGACGCCGUCAGCGACAAGGUCGUGUACCGUAUGAACGAUACGCCACUGCCCAAGACGUCGACGGCGCUCUUCCUCGAGAAGGCCACAGCACUGCUCCACGCCGUCGACUGCACGCUGUCGCCAUCGAUGGUCGCAACCUAUGUCGCGCGUCUCGUCGCACUGGGCCACGACCUCGAACCGUACUGUACGCUGGGCGGAGCCACAUGCUUUCCAACGUCGCUGCCCGGGGUCGUGUGGAGAACGGGCAUCCUCAUCGCGCGCGUGCGCGCUGAGGUGUCGCUCGCAGAUCAUGUGUGGGGGUUUCGGCUGCAUGUCGGCGUCGAAGGCAUCUUGCGCGCCCGCAUCGGCACCACGCAAGGCCCUGCGAUCCCCGUCUACUUGGAGUGCGACCUCGUCGACCCGCACUAUCUAAAUACUGAGCCGGGCGUGCGCAACCUGUACAUGACGCUACCAUACGUCAAGCCCGCACUGCCAGUCGUGCAAGCAACAGCGACGUCCUCUCUGCGCAGCGUCAUCGCGAGCCAACGCCCGACGCCCGAUAUGGUCAAAGUGACGUGGCAGGCUGACGUGGCAGAUGCAAGCUCCCGCGUGCAGCUUUCGUUUGAUGCGACCCCCUUCCUUCGCGCCCGCAUCGUCGAGUCGGCGUGCAGCCAUGUCCACGCGCUCUUUCGAAGCGACGUGGGCCUUCUCUACUCGAUGGGGAAAGGCGCCGACGGUGCGCUCGGCCAUGGAGCGUUUACUGACCUGCACCACCCCGCGCCGAUCGAGAGCUUUUACGAGCAGCCCGAGGCGAUAGUUCUUAUUGCGCGCAUCGCCGCCGCCAGCGACCCGGCGGCCGCGCACGCAGCCCACUCGUUGGCAGUGACGACGACAGGCGCUGUCUACUCAUGGGGCGUCCCCACAGCCUCCGGGACGCUGAGCAAGCAAGGGCACCGUAGCGACCUUCCGACCCGCGUCGUCUCCCUCGACGGUCCGUGUACGCGAGUGGCGGCCGGUGCUGGCUUUAGCCUGGCGCUGACCGAGACAGGACAUGUGUUUUCGUGGGGCAAAUGGCUCCACGGCCGCCUCGGGCUGGGUCCGACGCCGCCGGCUCUUGGCCGAAAGACGCUUGCAAACAAGCCCAUUCUGCAGCAGUAUCAGCUGUCGCCGGCACGCGUGACCGACUUGGGAGACGUUGUCGUCACCGAGAUUGCGUGCGGCCAAGCGCACGCGAUGGCCAUUGCUAGCAGCGGCCAACUCUACGCGUGGGGUCGAAACUUGCAUGGUCAACUCGGCCUCGGGCACUGCCACGACCAAUGUGUCCCGCAGUCCGUCGCCAUCACGGCCGAAGCGUCGUCCGGCUACUCGGACGCGGUGGCGCUGGGGGUCACGGCCAUCGCGUGCGGCGACAUGCUCUCGAUCGCCGUCGACGGCCACGGCCACGUGUGGACGUGGGGGGCUGGCACAUGCGGCCACCAACUCCCGUCCCUCGUGCGAGAAAACGGUCUGCGGUCGGACCUCGUGGCGUGGCCGUGGUUGUAUCCCCAGCGCAUGCUCCAGCUGCCGCCGACGAUUGUGGACGUGGCGGCCGGCGAUCGUCACUACCACGUGCGCACGCACACGGGCGACGUCUACACGUGGCAGUUUGAGGCGGCGGUCCCGAUGCUCGAGGCCAAGUGGGGCACGAUCGAAGCCAUCGCAGGCGGUGGCAGCGGGUCGGUGCUUGUCUCAGGCCUUUCGUUUCUCGCUCAAGACAUGGCGCGACUCUGGCUGCAGUGCAAGCAUAUGGAUGACUCCGGCGACGUCAUCUUGCUUGUGUCCGGCCGACGCAUCGCCGCCCAUCAGCUCGUGCUUGCGACGCGCUGCGACGUCCUGCGCGCGCGCUUGGUCGACGAACGUCAAGCGCGCGAGGCCACAAACCAUUGCCUGGAGCUCGUCCUCUACGACUUGCGGUACGACGUGUGCCUCGUCGUGCUCGAGUACCUCUACACGGACGCUCUCUUGACGCGUCUGGAUCCCGCGUCGUCCCUUCCGCGGGACUUGCUCGCUGCUGCGAGAAUACUCCACUUGCCGCACCUUGAGAGUCUUUGCCAGCCGUACGUGGUCGAUGUCGCGCCACGUGCCGUUAUCAGCUCGUAUGCGACAGACUUUGUCGGCGCCCUCGGCAGCUUUGUGUGGUCCGACGUCAUCUUGGUCGCUGACGGCGAGCGUAUCUACGCCCACAAGUGCAUCUUGGCGGCUCGAAGCGACUACUUUCGGGGCCUCUUGGCGUCGUCCUUGCGCGACGCAAGCCUCGAUGAGCUGUCGGUGGACGUGCGGUUCGAGACGCUCCGCCGGGUCCUCGACUUUGUCUACUCGGGCGUGUUGCCACCAAGUGCUUCCGAUGCAAUCCUCUUGGACGACCUCAUUGCCGCCGACCGCCUGGGUAUCGCACGGCUCAAAGCGCUGACCGAGGCGCGGCUUGUCGUGACGUUGGCAAACUGCCUUGACGUGCUCGUCACCGCCGACAUGGUGACGGCGCCCGUCCUCCGCGAGGCUGCGGUGAUUUUUGUCUUGGAGAACCUUUGCGUGCUGGCGGGUGCGCCGUCGUUUCUGCAGCUCGUGCAAGAGUACCCGACCUUGAUGCACGAGAUCAUCCACCACCCGUCGCGCACAACCGAGCGCUGGGCGUGGCGGGAGUACGAAGGGCUCGUGACGCGCGAGAGUGCCGAGAAGAGCAGCGAAUGGAAGGACGAUGUCGAUUUUCCGCUGCUACCGCUCGUCUUCUUGGCGGCCGUCGCGCUCGCUUAUGCCUUUGUCGCUGGUGAACUGCCUCGGGCCGAGACCUACAUGCCGCUCUACAACGGCGCGUUGCUGCUUCUCGUCGGCCUUUUUGCCGCCUACAAACUCCAGACGACUUGAGAUCCUUGUUGCAUCUGUGCACACAACGUCUUUGCUACUAGUACAGUAAAUUGUAUUGGUUCCAUUGGUGUAAGA